CUUGCGUGCAAUUAGUACAUACACCUAUAAUUCCCUUCCCUUGGCACCUUCUGGUCCAGUCCAGAAUAUCUAGGCAUCAUUUUAGGUGGACUCAGAACAGAAUUGUCACGCAGGACUACCUUAGCUGAACGCCGCGAUCGAGAGUUGUACCGGGCCUGCUUGACUGCAGGUGGCACAUAUCCAGGUGGCAGAUAAAUCAUCUUACGAAAGUGGAAUUCAUGGUGUGCCAUUGCUUUAUCUGCCGGCGCAAAGAGGUAGCUCGAAGCUGAAGCUGAAGCUGAAAGCUCUGGUGAGGGCUGCCACGUGAGGCAAACCGGAAUGAAUACCUACCUACCUACCUAAGGUACCUCGUACCUAUCUAGGUAAGGUACCUGAAGGUAACCCACAAUCAAAAAUGCAAAUGCAGUUCUAUUCACGAACAGACCUACUUCAACCUCAACAAUUUGCGGUGCUUGUUGCACCUGACUUGGGGAUUCCAUCAGUGGCUAGUAAUACCUACCUAGGUAAUAAACCUCGGUCAGGCUGGACCCAGUGACAGCUCGCUGCCAUUUGGAGGGCUGUCGAAGUUACCUACUGUUUAAGAAUGGGUCUUCUUCCGAUGCCCAAGUGAGAAAAGCCUGACAUAGUGCUACAGAAAAUUGGAGACAUCGAGAAGAAGACAGUCCUAAAAGGUGAAAUUGUGAAGAAGGUACUUGACAGGACACUAGGUAGAUGGUUAAAUCUACGGGUACUUGAGGCUCAGGUAGGCAGCUGUUACUUCGUUAAGCAGAGGUUUAUAUGGCCGAUUGAGGCACCCUGAGAACACCAGAACCAAUUGAUUGGAAACACUAUAUGGUCUUUAGGCAAGCUUUAGAAAGAGCUAACGAGCAUUUUUACGUCAUCGGAUCAUAUCAUUACACCUGUUUGUUGCAUUCUAUUUUGAGGAUUUGUAGUGGAAUAGCUGCAUGCCUCAACCCGGCCGGCCGGCCACCUUUUGCUCCGCUUAACAGGGUAGGUUGGCAGCUGGCAAGCUGGGUAGCUCUAGGUACCUUACAGUACCUAGGUACCUACCAAACCUAGCCGAGCCUACCUACCUACCUCUAGGUACGAAAGGUACCUACCUACCUGUAGGUCAUUCCGGCUGCCGAUGAUCACGAGCUGCACUCACAGGUGGGCUGGCAUAUGUGGCUGAAAAUAAGCCUGCGGUAAAGUGGCGGUGCUGAGGCUGCAACGACCACAGCCAAGCAUGGGGACGUUAUCAAGGCGCUUCACUUCCAUCAUUCAACGAUUCCAAGCAGCUGUCUAAUCAGCGCAGAAACCCAAAUCAGACCAAGGGACUCGACCUGGUAAAGAGGCGCCCUGCUGCAAGCUGCCUGACCUGGGUUGGAACAGCAUGUGUUGAAACAGGCGUCAUGUCGGAAUCAGUAACCCAACCUCUAAUACCUCAUAUAGCCAAGCCCUUGAGCUUGAUUCCCGUUGGACUGAAAGAGGCUUCGUUGGACAGUCCUAGUUAUCGCGCCACCGCUGUACACUUCUCUGACCAGGUUGAGAUCAUCGAGAAAUGGCUCGAUGCUUAUGUCAAAUCUAUAUCGAAGCUCGUCCAUGAUGUUUCCUCACUGGAAGAGACAUUCAAUGCCUUCCUCCUUCGAUCGGUUCCUCCAGCCAAUGUGUCCGAAGCUGUGCUAGACCACGAUUAUACCCUGCUUGCAAUGAAGAGGUUUGGUGAAGGGUCUAGGGAGUGGUGGUCGCAAGUUAUAUCUGGCAUGAAGAAGAUGGACACCAACAUUGUGGAACCUAUCAAAUCUUUCAUGGCUGGAGAGUUGCGAAAUUUCAAAGAUGCAAGAAGAUACCUCGAACAAUCGCAAAAGACUUUCGAUAAUACCUUGGCUCGCUAUGUCAGCCAAUCUAAGACAAAGGAGCCGUCAUCACUGAGAGAAGAUGCUUUCCAAGUCCAUGAGACAAGGAAAGCAUAUCUCAAAGCCUCACUCGACUUCUGUCUUCUGGCCCCUCAACUUCGAUACACUAUCGACAAGCUCUUGAUAAGAGUGUCCUCGGAUCAAUGGAGAGAGAUGAGGCGCUCAAGAGAUAGCAGUGGCGCUAGCUUUGCCAAAUGGGGUGUCGAAAUGGACCGUGUAAGAGGCUGGAGUAGAGAAAUGGAGGCUGGCGAGGGCAUAUUCAGGCGAGAAUUGCAGAUUGCGAGGCGAGAAAUUGCGGAGGCUGCGUCUCAAGCCUCGAAGCCAUCGCGAGAGCUAGAUGAUUACAAUCUAUCUACUGUGUCUACUCUCGGGGUAAAAGGUCCUUCAGCCGUCAACCUAUCUCAAGGCAGGGACGGAGAGCGAUCGGGAAAGCAGGGAUGGUUAUUCUUAAAAGGUAUUUCCGGCAAGCCUGCCAGAACAACGUGGGUUCGGCGAUGGUUUUACGUCAAGAAUGGCAUCUUUGGAUGGCUUGUCCAAGGCAUCCAGUCCGGCGGCGUGGAAGAGGGUGAAAAGAUCGGUGUCCUACUUUGCAAUGUCAAACCUGCCGUUCAAGAAGAGAGACGAUUCUGUUUCGAUGUUAAGACGAAAAACCAAACGAUCACUGUUCAAGCUGAAACGCAAGGGCAGUUAAUGGACUGGCUGGAGUCAUUUGAAGUCGCAAAAAAUAAGGCCCUCGAAGCUAGCGCAAAUGAUAAUUACUCCCACCCAGGGGGAAUAGAUCCUGCAUUUGCAAUUACUCCGCCGUCUAUUCCUGAAUUUGCCGCCAAGACUAUGGACGGCCAUAUGGCACAUGGAAGUGAUGAGCUUGGAAUCAAUUUCGACAGAGUCGGGACCUUACCAGUCCCAGGGCCAGAACUGGGAAUUUUAGCUCCAAGGAGUAGCUUUGACGUCAGCGCUCCCCGUAGGUCUGUGACCACAAGAGAAGAUGGUGAGAGUAGUAGAGAUCACGCAGCACGGAUCAUGUCGAAGCUCGACCUUCAUCGGAAAACCACCAUUGUUCAAGCCGACCCACCUCCGGCACCUUCCCCAGCCUCUGGUGGUAUUGCCAGUCUGAUAUCCGCAAGUCACAACAUUUUACCAGUCUAUUCAACACCUGCAAUUACCCAGCUAGGCCCCAACGCUCCUACUAAGCCGCCACCAAUAUUUCCUCCACUAAAUACAGAGCCUCAGACAGCAAGCACGCUGGCGCCAUCGACUCUCGCAAACCCACCAGCGCCAACAAACUUGUCAAAAUCCGCUGUUAUCGUCAGUGGCGAACGAGGAAUUGGUGUGGGACGAAGCGAUGCCACGGGUGGGAUGCCAUCUGGAAUUAUGGCAAAUCUUUGGGGUAGCAGCAACUGGGGAUACAUUAAUCGCCUCGAGAAGGGCGAAAUUAAGUCGCAGGGGCCUAACACAUCUGUCCAUCCAAGCCCUAGCAUAAAACUUCUUGAGCCUGCGGCCAGAAUCGGUGACGAGAAUCGUAAGCCUGAGAUGGGACUAUCCCAUGUCCCACCAGCAGUCAAUUCGUCAACCGAAGCUAUCGGUAUCCCCGCUCUGCCUACUGCGCAUAGGAAGGCCAUUAGUGUUGACAUUGAAUCUACCCGUAUGCAAGGUCAUUUCGCCCCAAAGCCAGAAGUCUUCCCCGUCAACUACCCUCUCGAGUUGAGGACACAAGAGGCGCAGUUUCGAAUGCUCUUUCCCAAUGUUUCAAGAGAUGACAAAGUGCUUCUUGUAUUUAGAGCUGCUUGGAACCCGAAUGAGCAGCAAGAAUUCCCUGGCAGAGUCUAUGUCACGCAGCAUGACAUUUAUUUUUACAGUCACCACCUCGGCCUUGUCUUGAUUUCGGGAGUAUCUAUGGACAGUAUCACAGAAGUGACUGCCGCGCCAGGAAGAGAUUGCGAUUUCAUAUUCCUGCACCUUCGCGAAGAUGCUUCCUCUGUAGGCUACACGAGAAUCACAAUCAAAACAUUCUUGGAGCCACUGCGGCUACUCCAAUCAAGACUCAACUACUUGAUAGAUAUUUCGCAGUCCAGAGAGCCUCUGAAUCUUCAAAGUACGAUCGAUGCAUUGGUCAAAAUGGAGAACGUCGAUCCAACUCGGAGCCCUAGUAUGGAAAGCUGGGAAGACGUAUCUGUCAACACACCAAUUGAUGAUGGUACCCUGACGGGCCGACGCAAGGACCGAGAUCUUCGAGCAACAAUCCAUGUUGAGCGAGGUCUUCACCUGGGAAGGGCAAAUAAAGAAGUCACCAAGUUCCAGCUUCCGUCACAGCCCAUUGUAUACGAGCCCCAGAAUAUGCAACGGAAAGCCGUUGAGAGAAUAUUUGAUAUUAGUCCCAAAGCUCUCUUUCAUGUCAUUUUCGGCGAUAAAAGCACAAUUUUCCAGGUGAUAUACCACGAUAGGCGGGCACAACGUAUUGCCCAGGGGCCCUGGAUAUCCAUUGAGGAGAACCACUUGCGACGCGACUUCCAUUUCCAGAUCGACUAUGUUGAUGUCUUUCGCCGUGCAAGGCAGGCCAACAUAGUUGAUUACCAAGUAAUCGACGUAAUAAAUGACCAUGUCUGUUACGUAGUAACGGACCGCAAGACACCAUGGCAUCUUCCGCACCACAAGGAUUUUAUGCUGGUGUCAAAAAUCGUGAUUACUCACGUCGCCAAAUCCAGGUCCAAAUUAGCUAUCUAUACUAAGGUCGACUGGUCGAAGGCCCCAACCUUUUCAAAAGGCCUUGUGGAACGACAAGCACUCGAUGAUUCAGGGCUGGAUGCCGAUGAUCUAGUUGAUGUUAUUGCGGACCAAGUGCGAAAAUUGGGCCCGCAUAGUAGGACCAAAAAAGCAGUAAACAUCUUCGGUCACAUCGGCCUCCAGACUUCCGUGUCUCUCUUCUCGGCAAAGGACUCUGGACAUUCGAAGCGGCCACAAAUUAAACAGCGCACCCUGACCAACAUGCUUCUCGAGACCGUAGGUUCAUUUGGCGAAAGCGCAAUCUCUUCUGUUAUGAUGUGGACAUUUGCCGCAAUCCGGACGCUCUGGAAGAUUGCGAGCGCUCACAGCAUCAUCUUGACAGCUCUGUUGCUCAGUAUCCUAGCAAACGCAUUCUUCACAUCAAGGGACACAUCGGAAUGGUGGUCAGAAAGAAAUGCCGCCAAGUUCAUGACCAGAAUUGGCGUAGGACCAAACCCAAUCAUGGGGAAAUCCAUAUUCCUGAAGGAUAUUGACGAUGCUCUGACAGUCUCAUACGUGAAACAAACGGCAAGCAAGUGCUAUGCUCAGUUUAGAGACAUUGCAAAUGUAACCGACCUAGGUUCCCAAUACGAAGCAGCUGGAGCAUUGUUCUCGAGGCGCGCGACUCAAUCAACCGCCCAACGGCUACGCCGUGCUCGGCAACAUCUAGGCUCAUAUCGACACGAGCUUAUGAUAGCCAUCCGCGUGGUGAACAAUGUGGAGCGAGAAAUGGUAAAAGCUGAAUGGGAGAAUUGGCUUCUCAAUGAGAACCAGUCAUGCCGACAGGUACAAGUGAUGCUACAGGACGAUCGGAGGAGGAAACCCACAACGCAGGGAGAAUCCCAACAGACAACAGGAAUUAGGGAGCAGGAGAGGAGGGCGGACGAGCUUCGGAGAUGGCAGGAGGAGUACUGUGGCAGUUGUAGGUUUGAACAGGAAAUGUUACUGCAAGAGCGGAGGGACUUUACUUCGAGGUGA
Cadophora gregata is the source of this 5633-nucleotide messenger RNA. RefSeq names its product SNF1-interacting protein (gene SIP3). Lineage: Eukaryota; Fungi; Ascomycota; Leotiomycetes; Helotiales; Ploettnerulaceae. Gene Ontology annotation, molecular function: protein binding. The transcript is spliced from 9 exons. The coding region runs from base 1392 to 5633 and encodes 1413 amino acids. Gene Ontology annotation, cellular component: cytoplasm; endoplasmic reticulum; plasma membrane. The record is from RefSeq and is a predicted model, not a curated record.